Messenger RNA from Adineta ricciae, 933 nucleotides. The record is from the annotation of a GenBank genome assembly. NCBI's taxonomy places the organism in Eukaryota, Metazoa, Rotifera, Eurotatoria, Adinetida, Adinetidae.
AUGUCGGAAAAUAAAGCAAGUGAAAGUUCAAAUCGGAUUCGUCGUGAACUAUCAUCGCAAUCUGCACCAUCUUCUUCACAGAAACCUGCAGAUGCUAUACCUGCAAGAACGCUUUUCUUAGAUUUCUAUCACAUUAUUCGUGAUCUGAUCUUAUUUUUCUGUCGUCGAGUUAUAUUUGGACCACCGAUAUUCAAACUUUUUGUUUCAUUUACGAUUAUUGUCAUUGGUUCAUUGUUAAGAUCCUUCGAUUUAGCACCAAAUUCUUAUUUCUCAUUGAAAACCAACUUCUUCAAUCGAUAUUUCGCUAAAUUAGGUUGGGGUUGGACCAUGGGUCUCUUGAUUCCAUUCGUUUAUUUAACUCUCAUCACAACUCACAACCAAUACCAAAUCAUAACACGUCAUUUAUCACGUUUAUUCGUUGCCACUAGCAUUUGGUUUAUCGUCACUACGUUGUUCGCUCGUUUCGAAGAGCUUACAGGCAUGUGUAAACACGAAGAUUUGCGAAGUGCAUCGAGAAGAGCUUGUGUUAAGGGCGGACACGAAUGGCAAGAAGGUUACGAUCUCAGUGGACAUACUUUUUUACUUCUUUAUGCUUUACUAAUUAUCAAUGAAGAAGUGAAAUCUUACGAUAAAGGUACAAAAAAAGUGGAUCAAGCGAGUAGUGCAGCUAAUGCGAAAGGUGAUGCGUUAUCUGAGGUGAAACAUGAAUAUUUACAGAUAAUUUCGAAAGUGAUUCGACUAAACUAUGUGGCUUUGGCAGCAUUGACGAUUCUAUGGGAAUUCAUGCUUCUAUCUACAGCUUUGUAUUUUCAUUAUACAUUACACAAGAUAUUUGCAGCAAUGAUCGCAGUUUUCUUCUGGUAUAUUACUUAUUAUGUGUGGUAUCGUUUGGAAAACAGUCCACUACUACGUCCAUCGGCACCUAAAGAUUAA